AACUGCGUCCCCAGGCUUGCCCUCCCAGACUCUGCCUGGGUGCAUCUGCUAAAGCACCCAAGGCCUUUAGCUGUGGUUCUCCAACUCCUUGUGGCUUGACCUUAGCCAGCAUGGUCCAACCUCAGACCUCCAAAACCGAAAACCCAGCCUCUGCCCCUGGUGCCAGUGCGCAGAUGGAUGACGUGGUUGAUACCCUGACCUCCCUGCGCCUCACCAACUCUGCCUUGAGGCGUGAGGCCUCUACGUUGAGGGCUGAGAAGGCCAACCUCACCAACAUGCUGGAGAGCGUAAUGGCUGAACUUACUCUGCUGCGCACCCGGGCGCGCAUCCCCGGCGCUCUGCAGAUCACUCCGCCUAUCUCUGCCAUCACCUCCAAUGGGACCCGACCCAUGACCACGCCGCCCACCUCACUGCCUGAACCCUUCUCAGGAGACCCCGGCCAGUUGGCAGGAUUCCUGAUGCAGAUGGACAGGUUCAUGAUCUUUCAAGCCUCUCGUUUCCCGGGCGAAGCCGAGAGAGUGGCCUUCUUGGUGUCCCGACUGACUGGAGAGGCAGAGAAGUGGGCCAUUCCCCACAUGCAACCAGACAGCCCUUUGCGAAACAACUACCAGGGCUUUCUGGCUGAGCUGCGUAGAACCUACAAGUCCCCGCUGAGGCACUCACGGCGCGCACAAAUCCGGAAGACUUCUGCGUCCAAUAGGGCGGUGCGGGAGCGGCAGAUGUUGUGCCGCCAACUGGCCACAGCUGGCACAGGACCUUGUCCAGUGCACCCAGCCUCCAGCGGGACCAGUCCCACACCAGCCUUGCCCACUCGCAGCCGGAACCUUUAGGGACCUGCCACCCCCUGGUGGUCUGUGGCCCAGGUAGCUAGACUCAGUUGUUGAGAAGACUUGUCAACACAGCAACAUUGCCCAGUUUGAGACACCCUUCACACCUCUCCUGGUCUAUGGGAGGCCAUCCUGCCAUCUGCAUUGGUCACCCCCCUGCUGUGCCGUGUUUUGCUAGCUCUAUCUGCAGCUCAGUGCAUGUUCCCUGUUCUGUUGAUUGCAAUCCCAGCUUCUCUAGUGAUUACAACACAGCCCCUUGGACAUGUGCCUGCCUAGGAACCAUUUAGGCUGCCCACCUCUCCCAGCGACUCGUUUGUGGAAACCCAGCUUCUGGUGCACCCCCUACGAGCCCAUUGGCAGUUCUUUUCCUGACCACUCUUGUCUCUGCUGAUGAGUUCU
Messenger RNA from Acomys russatus (golden spiny mouse), 1226 nucleotides. RefSeq names its product retrotransposon Gag like 6 (gene Rtl6). The transcript has a single exon. Bases 111 to 830 code for a protein of 239 amino acids. The record is from RefSeq and is a predicted model, not a curated record. Lineage: Eukaryota; Metazoa; Chordata; Mammalia; Rodentia; Muridae.